This is a messenger RNA of Oncorhynchus kisutch (coho salmon), 3137 nucleotides long. RefSeq names its product mutS protein homolog 5. The record is from RefSeq and is a predicted model, not a curated record. Gene Ontology annotation, biological process: chiasma assembly; mismatch repair. Gene Ontology annotation, molecular function: ATP-dependent DNA damage sensor activity; ATP binding; mismatched DNA binding. The coding region runs from base 839 to 3112 and encodes 757 amino acids. Lineage: Eukaryota; Metazoa; Chordata; Actinopteri; Salmoniformes; Salmonidae. Gene Ontology annotation, cellular component: nucleus. The transcript is spliced from 22 exons.
AGGAUGUUCAGGUGGGAUGAUGUUUUUGUCCCAGAUCAGGACAUCACAAUCUGAUCUGAUUAUUCUGAUGAGUAUGUAUCCUACUACUUUGAAGGGGUAAGGGUAGAUGUACUGUAAUAUCCUAUCUGCCAAUCAGGGCUGUGUAUGUAAAUAAUUUUUACAUGUAUAUCAACAGGGGCCAACAUGACCAGACUGAGCAUUUCAAUGGCAAAAGGAGGAUCAGGGAAAUAAGAUAUUAAACAUAUAAUGACAUUAUUUUCAUGAAAUAAACACACACAUUGAUUUAUUAGACAUACGGUGAUUACUUAAAAAUACAAUUCAAAAUACAGAGAAAAAUAUAUUUAACAAAAUAAAGAAAAGACUGGGGGCUUAAGUAGCUGGUAAACGAGUGGAACAUCUUCAUGUAUCUAUCAUCUUUGGCUUUAAUUUAGCUGCAGCCACGCCAGCGCACGUGGGGAUGAAUUUAGCGCGCUUGGUGACAUGCCUCGCGCCCGCUGCCAGAUCACAGUGAGAGACGCGCUUAAAAUCAACUACACACACAGCAUCAAAAAGCCGAGUAAACGUUAAAGUCAUUUGAGAUAGACCACCGGUAAAUUGCUAACUAACAGACAUGCCAUAACUGAGGCGCACAUUCUAUAUGUCAGUAAACGGAAAGGGCUAGGCCUACUAUAUAAGUGAAAAUCAAAGUAGCUUACGUUAGCAAACUAACAGUAGCCAAAUUAUGACAAAGUUAUGACAAAUUUCAGGCCAAAGUAGUCUGCAUGUCUUUGUGUAGCCUAGAGAGUAUAUUGCGGUGCCUGGUGAUGUCAAAGGAAGAGCCCUGUCUGGGCUCCCUAAUAUGAAUGGAGAAGAGGAGGAGGAGGAAGAAUCACAUGAGGUGUUGCUGAGUGUGUUUGCCCAGCAUGGGCAGUUGGGGUUGUGUUUCUAUGAUAGCAGAGACUUCACUCUGCACUACAUGCCUGACACCGCAGACAACCACGAGCUCCAACUGUUGGCCAGAGUGGUCCAGGAGGUGAGCCCUCAUGUGAUCAUUACCAGUGCUAAGCAGGAACGCUGCAUGGUCCAGUUCAUGCAGGGACUGGGAGCCAACCCAGACUACAGGCCUGAGGUGGUGACCUAUCCCUAUGUGGACUUUGGUCUGAAGGUCAGUAAGCAGAGGCUGUUGUCUGCCCAUUUUCCCUUCCUUCCUCCCGCCGUCUCAGAGAGCGAGAGAAUCCCCUACCUCUCCUCCUGCAUCUCCUUCGACUCCCCCCUCAUGCUGCGGUCAGUAGGUGCGUUGCUGAAAUGUCUGGACAGGAGGAGAGUGGGAGUGGAGCUAGAGGACAGCAGUGUGGGAGUCCCCAUCUUACAGUUCCACGCCUACACACUGAAAGAUGUAGUGUACGUGGACCAGGAUACUUACAGGUCAGUCCCCCUGGAGACAAACACAAACAAACACACACACACACACACUCUCGGCCAUGUUUGUUGUGUGUGUUCCAGCGUACUGCAGAUCUUCAAGUCAGAGCUGCACCCCUCUGUGUACAAGCUGCAGUCUGGGGAAAAGGAAGGGCUCAGUCUCUAUGGGAUACUGAAUCACUGCAGGUGCAAGUUUGGCUCCAAACUGCUUCGCCAGUGGUUUCUGAGGCCUACUCGUGACCUGGCUGUGUUAAACAGGAGACAGGAAGUUGUGAGAUUAUUCUCCUGUCCACGCAACUCUGACUCCCUAAACACUUUGCAGUCCUGCCUACGCAACAUCAGGAACAUCCCGACUCUCCUGCGUUCGAUGUCUCUGUCUCACACCAAAGUCUCUGACUGGCAGGGUCUCUACAAGAUGUCUACAGUGUAUAGUGCGGUGUGUAUCAGGGACACAGUGCGCUCCCUGCCUCAGUCCAUCCAACUCUUCCAGGAGAUCAGUGAGGGAUUCUCAGAUGACCUUUACUACAUCGCCUCGCUCAUCAGCAGAGUGGUGGACUUUGAGGGCAGUUUAGCAGAAAACCAUUUCACUGUCAAACCCAAUGUGGACCCUGCUAUAGACGAGAAGAAGAAGAGGAUGAUGGGACUGUCUGACUUCCUGACAGACGUGGCUCGCAGAGAGCUGGAGCACCUGGACACCCGCAUCCCCUCCUGCUGCGUCAUCUACAUCCCCCUGAUAGGGUUCCUGCUCUCGGUCCCUCGGUUGACCAGCAUGGUGGAGAAAGAGGACUUUGAGAUAGAGGUCCUUGACUUCAUGUUUCUGUCUGAAGAGCGUCUGCACUACCGCAGUCAGAGAAUCAAGGAGCUAGAUGACCUGCUGGGAGACUUACACUGUGACACCAAAGGUCAGGCUUUGUGUUCUCCUAUGUUUAUGUCUAACUCCUUCCUGAGUUCUGAGACUCGGGGACGGGUCAAGAUCAUCACCGGACCCAACUCAUCUGGCAAGAGCAUCUACCUCAAACAGGUGGGUCUGAUUGUGUUCAUGGCUCUGAUUGGUUCUGACGUGCCAGCGAAGGAGGCAGAAAUUGAUCUGGUUGACGGAAUCUUCACACGCAUGAAGAGCAGAGAAUCUGUGUCUGUAGGACUCAGCACCUUCAUGAUAGACCUCAACCAGAUGGCUCAUGCUCUGAACCACAGCAGCGGUCACUCACUGGUCCUGAUUGAUGAGUUUGGGAAAGGAACUAACACGGUGGAUGGGCUUUCCCUUCUGGCGGCAUCGAUCUCUCAUUGGCUGAAAAGAGUUCCAUCCGAGGUUCCUCACAUUCUAUUGGCCACUAACUUCCACAGUCUGCUACAGCUGGGUCUCCUACCUUCCUCAGGCCUGCUGUCACUACUGACUCUGGAGACAGCGGUGGAUGGGGAUGAAUUGGUGUUUCUGUACCAGCUGAAGGAUGGGAUCAGUCGCUUCAGCUAUGCAGCCAACAUCGCUACACUGGCAGGCCUUCCCCCCAGCCUCGUACAGAGAGGAGUGGAGGUAUCUGAACUGUACAGAACAGGAAUGACCAUUAAACACAUCGACCGACCAUCUACAGAGGAGCAUGCAAACAAGUGUGUUUGUGUGGUGAAUAAGUUUCUGUGUGUGGACCUUGAGGACCAGAGUGUGGAUCUGCAGUGCUACAUGGAGGAGCUGCUUCCCUCUGGAGGAGACCUGCUCUAACAGCAACGCUCCUGUUGUCUGUCUA